Messenger RNA from Anopheles moucheti, 919 nucleotides. RefSeq lists its product as uncharacterized. The transcript has 5 exons. The record is from RefSeq and is a predicted model, not a curated record. Lineage: Eukaryota; Metazoa; Arthropoda; Insecta; Diptera; Culicidae. The coding region runs from base 1 to 918 and encodes 305 amino acids.
AUGACGAGCUCUAUGAGCUGUACGACGAACUCACCGUCGUAUAGCGGAAUCGUCAAGAUCCAGUCGGUUGGCCCUGUUAUGAGAAUGACACCGAACAACCCAGGUGAUUGUCUUACCCGUCGAGACAUACCCCAAAUAGAGAUGAAAAGACGAGCCAGAUUGUGCGGCCAAACGUUGCAUGACAGCCGCGUUGAUGUCGACGAUAAAUCAAACCGCGGUAGUACCGGCGGUACGGGGCUCGGACUCUCGGACGAGACACCCCCCGUCACUAGUGCGGACGCGACGUUUCAACAGUAUGUGGAGCUAAUGUUUCAAUUCGAUGCUGUUUUCGAAACACUCUGCCUAGCGCAAACAAACGAUUCCGUCGAAGCUGGACGGAUGGUAGAGGCCAACCAAGCCCUGCAGAACUGUGUCAACCUGCAUCACGAUCCGCAAAAUUUUACCAACGCGUUGGAUUUAUUGACCGUGGCAAAUCGGAAAGAUUUCAUCAGCUACAACUGUGAUCAAUUUGAGGAGAUAAAAAAGUGCUAUCAUCCCUUCACGCGACAGCUGGAAAUAUGUUUUACCGAGCGUGAUGUUGCCAUGAUUAAAACGCUAAUCAUGCUAGAGGAAGAGUUUGCGUACAUCUGUGAACGGGAUGGAGCCAAUGUCGUUAGCGUACAGCGAUCGAAUUAUUCAUACUGCGCCGGAAAUUUGCAAGAGCUUCUAAAGAACUGUUCCAUGCCAGAUUGGGCUGAGCUGCGAAGUAAAACCAUCGACACUAUGACGGAAAGAGACUGCAGCAUUUUUGAAACGCUAGCGACAUGCUUUCAGAUCAAUAUUACGAAUUGUGGUGCUCCUUUAUUUGCACAACUGUUCAACAUACGGUACCAAGCUAUUGUAAAGAAGACGUCUUGUAACAAAAACUUAUCAAACUAAA